This is a messenger RNA of Zea mays, 1858 nucleotides long. RefSeq lists its product as uncharacterized. Lineage: Eukaryota; Viridiplantae; Streptophyta; Magnoliopsida; Poales; Poaceae. The record is from RefSeq and is a predicted model, not a curated record. The coding region runs from base 176 to 625 and encodes 149 amino acids. The transcript has 4 exons.
AACAUUCAUCAGAUGGUCUGAUUAGACAGGGGAGCACCAAACUGUAUGAGCUGAGACGACUGGAUCCUUGAGUAGUUAGAAAGAAGCCCAAUAAGAGAAUUGGCCCAUACCAUCAAGGCAGUACGUACGUGGGCCACGGGCCACAAACGGCAAAAGCCGGCGGAACCCAAUUGCCAUGGAACCCGGCGCGUGCCCCAUUCGAAAAGGCGCGACGGCUUCUUCCAGAAGGCUCCGAGCCACACGUCGGCUCCUCCCGUCUCCUCUGCCUCCGCUCGCGCCUCCCGCCGUCUCUCUGUCGCCGUCGCCGUUCUGCCGCCGCCGGACACGUCGUGAGCUCUCUCUCUCCUGGCUCCCCUAUUCGACCAUUCGUUUCUGUGCCUAUCGUAUCGAGGUUUCGCUCGUGCAGUUACAACAAGGAUUGCACGGAUUUUGCUGCGAAUGGUGCACGGCCGGAGGAUAUUACGAUACAAUCGCAAGAAACGAGAUGCCUUUGUCAGAGAAUGAACUUGAAAUCGGCUUCUUGAAUAAUUGCAGCACGGCUGUUCAGAGAGUUGGUGGACAUGUGCAUCAUGUUGCAAGCUGUGGUGGUGGCAGAAUCCUUGAUCCUAUCACGGUUGCAAAGUGACUAGUAAUGUGGCAUUGGGGGUCUGGGUUAGAAUUUCUGGCUUCGGGAAGGCACCGUGGUGGUGUGGGUGCAGAGUGGCGGCAUGUCAGUGAGCGAGGGAGGGAGAGAAUGUGUAAGGGCCAUUGAGGCCAGGCAAGAUGUUUGCCUUGCUUGCUUUAAAACGGUUACAUAACCCUUACAGAUUUGGACUCUUAGGCCCUGUUUGGGAAAAAAGUUUUUGAAAACCACAGUUUUUGAAAUACUACAGUAUACUUUAGUCAUGACAAUACCGUAGUUUACAAUACCACAAUUUUGGAAACUGAGGUCUAGACCUAAGUUUAGAAUACCUUAAAACAACUAUAGUAUUUGCAAUACUUCAGUUUUGAAAACAGAGAUUUUAGCCAGCUUGCCAAACACCAUUAUGUAUAUAAUACUGCAGUAUUUGAGAAUACUGCAGUAUUCUUCCAAAACUAUGAAAAAACUUCACUCCCAAACACCCCCUUAUUUUCUAACAAAUCGAUCCUAUUUCCUAAACCAACUCAAUCUCAAGCAAACUAGAGAAGAAAUCCUUAUAGAUUUGGACCCACCUUUUCUAACAAACCAAUCCUAUUUUCUAAACCAACGCAAUCUCUGGUUCUAAGAAAUCUCUAUUUUAACUACUCCGACUCAUGCGCUACAGGGCUACUGCACGUGCUAUAGUACUGGAGGUACGGUUCACACCGGGUCUAAUUUGGGCGCAACACCUACGUGGCCCAUUUUUCGACGCACACAAAAGAUACCGGUUAUAACAUGUGGACCAACCGUUGAAGCUUAUUGCCCUAACAUUGAUGUUCAUCUUGUUACAUAUCCACAUCUAAUGUACUAUGAACCCGAAUUUUUUGUUUUUUAGCCCCUUUUGUGACACAAAUUUACGUUUGGACCCCCAGAAAUUUUAUUUGCACGUUUGGACCCGAUGCUCGGCGCCAUAGGCUGUGGCGCCGAGGUAACACCUAGCCUGGAGGGGGCUAUUAGAAGAGCUGAAGAAGAAAUUAUUAUUUGGAAGUUUGCGGGGGCCAAGCAUCUUGCCCUAAUUACAGCUCCCAUUCCAGGUGUCAUGUAGGGCUCUAGUAGAGAGUCCAGUAGGCCUUGUUUAUUUUCUUUCUUCUUUUUCUUCUUUAUUUCUUUUUUUUUCUGUUGUGUUUGUAUUUGGUCUAAUUUUAGACCCUUCUUCUUAAUUCAAUGAUACGCAGCUCUCCUGCGUGUUCGAAAAAAAAG